AUGGAGAGAAACGAGGGGAUUGUGAGAUGGUCACCCAAUCCUUCCCGGGACCAGUUUAUGGUGAUCAACCUAAAUGCUAGGGCUGUUCAGUUAUUUGAAGCCAAAGGACAUGCCCAGCCUGGGAAGUUUGACUACCAGAGGAUUUCCAAGCACCAUGACAUACCACCUCUUAACACCUAUGAUUGGUCUCCAGCAAUUCCAGGACUAGUGGUUGUAGGAACAUCUCACGGCGAAGUCUCCCUCCUACGAGUUGAUGACGACUCAAAUGCAUCGCUCACGCUCCCCUUAAAGCUUCAACGAUCUUGUCAAUCGGUGGCUUUCAACACUACUGGGUUAUUGGCGGUUGGGCUAGACAGGAUCCGUAAUGAUUCUUGCCUACAGAUUUGGGAUAUCAACCAGCGACUAGCGGACUGGGAUUCGGCGAAGCCUGGUUGGGGCCAGCUCUCUAUGAAUGUUGAUCCAAAGAAGAAGCUAGAGGGAAGCGUAUCUGUCACGAGCAUCAGAUUCUUCGAAGAUCAGCCCCAAACCCUCGUAGUAGGAGUUAAAAACCAGAGCGUCCGUGUGCAUGAUUUGCGAGAUCCGAACUCUGGUGUUAUAUCAUUCCAAACCCGAUGCAAUAACAACCUCUCAAUUGACUUUGCGGACCCCAACUAUUUUGCAUCCUCGUCAUUAGACCACCCGGGAGUGGUUGUCUGGGAUCGCCGCGUGUCCGGCCGUUCGGUUGCAUCUCCAAUGUAUCUUGAAUCCAUUGAUCAGGAGGAGAUACCUUGGGGAGCGGCCCUAAAACUGGAUCGCGCAAUUGAGACGGAGCAAAAUGUCAAUAUCAGAACACUACGAUUCUGCCGAGAACAUCGUGGUACAUUAGGCGUUCUCUCAUCUGCCGGCCAACUUCAAGUGUUUAAGACAAACAAGGAAUAUGUGGAACCAGGCUCCUCGAACGAUGUCAGUGUUGGGCCAGAAUUAUUAGAAGUCAGAAAGUCAUUUGACCUGGAAUAUCCUUGUUUCGACCCGAAUCACAAAAAGAGACCCGAGGAUCGUAUUAUCUCCUUCGACUGGCUCAAUCUUGGAUCUCCUGAUCUAGACCCUAGAGUUGUUGCAUUGAGAGCAAACGGAAGUUUUGAAAUCUUACAGACUCCAGCAUCCACCCAUGACCAGCUUUCACAGUUAGUUCCGUGGAAAAUACCUCAACGCGUGGGUGACCCUUACAUAACUCUAAUGGAUUUCGCCGAUCCAAGUGAACGAGAAGAAGUACUUGGGCCCUUGUUUGCCGCUGCAGCAAAAGCCAACGUUCCUGUUUUUGGGCCAGAUAGGUUUGCUCAGCCAGAAACAAAGGCAAAGCUAAACGCUGCGAUCAAAAAAAUAGUGCAUUCAAAGGAGGACCCCGUGGUCAACCUACUCGCGUCAAUAGAAUCAGAUAUUGCGCUAUCCUUGAACAACCUCGGGUUGAACAAGUCUUCAGAAGAACAAAUUCCGAAGCUUGGCCUUCAAGCCGUGGCAAAUAAGAAGGAAGCCACGGAAUCCUCAACGAUAGUUAACAAAUUUCAUACGAGUAGGGAGCUACAUGACAUGUCACACUAUUCAGUGUUGAGCUGUAUUCCGAGGACAAAGCCCAACAGCGAGCUGUUUCACAAUGUUAUGCUCCGCCGUGCUGUGGAUGGCUACCUGUUUGAUUGUAAGAAGAACAUGGCGGUCGUGGCGAAUGACAAGUGGCUGCAAGGUGUAUGGGAAUGGAUUGCAUAUGCAGAGGAUUCUGCCAAUGAUGAUGGAAUGGUAUCGGCGCCGCUUGACCUAAGUUACAUGGGCGUCUAUACUAUAUGGAUGAAUAUACUUGGGGACAAAACGAAGUCUCGCCUCAUAGAUAGCUCAAUCGUUCCCGACACAAGUCAGUGGGAACGACUGAUUGCAAAUAUCAACAAGCACGCUGGGCGCCCAGACUUUGAUUGUUUGGCAACAGAGAAACCACAUCACCGAGUUCUAUGCCUUGCAGUCUGUGGCCUUCUCAAGUCUCCUAUGGAGCUUGAGGAAGAUUUACAGGAGCUGGUGAAACAGCGUAAAUUUACAACUGCAGCUGCUUGGGCGCUCUUUGAAGGCAUUCCAAGGCGGGCUGUUGAUAUUCUGAAAAGCGGCGGUACAAACCUUCUAUUCGUCGCAAUGGCACUUGACAUUAAAAUCAAGAGCAAUACUGCCUUAGAUCUUGACAAGAGCGAGUGGAGCAAAGCUCUGGAAAACCACCCUCAGAUGGCGGAUGACCCAUACUUGCGAGCCAUAUAUGGCUAUAUCACAACUGGAGACUGGGCAGCAAUCGCGGAUGAGGCGUCCCUCCCACUCCGUGAUCGAGUUGGAGUAGCACUUCGGAAUUUCGACGAUGCUAAACUCACUGACUGGCUGACGAAGCAGAUGGAAGAGGCAAUUCACACUGGCGAUAUAGAAGGGAUUGUCUUGGCAGGUAUAACUGAUGAUAUGGUCGAUAUCCUUGCUAAAUAUGUCGAAAAGUUUAUGGAUUACCAGACCGCAAUACUCAUCAUGUCAAUAUGCUAUCCUCGGUAUAUCCAAGACAUCCGCUGCGACGCAUGGCGCAAGAAUUAUCAGGACUUCUUACAACGCCAUAAGCAAUACAUCUUGCGAGUCAAGUUCGAACAACAGUCCACAAUUAAGAGUCGCCUUCGAGAUGGCACAGCAGCCAUCAAACCGCCACCAAGACAAGUCACCAUUCGCUGUUUGAACUGCGACGCCCAAUCAACUAAUGACCUCUCCAAUUCCGGCGAAGCACCACACUCCGCUCCAGGACCCUCGACCACGAUCCGCGACACUCGCAAUCCUCUCAUGGCCUCAGGUAUAAAUGCCGGUCUCUGCUGUCCUCGAUGUGGUUCCCACCUCUCACGCUGCGCUGUUUGCAUGGAAUAUGUUGGCGUUCCUCGAUCAGACCGGCCUGGGCUCUCUCACGACCCUGCUAUUCGCCGAAUGGCAAAUUUCCCCACCUUCUGCCUUACUUGCAAGCAUGUUAUGCAUAUGGAUCACUCAGUGGCUUGGUUUGGACGUCAUGUUGAGUGUCCAGUUCCCGAGUGCCGCUGUCAGUGCAACGAGCAACCUGUCCGUUAA
Molecule: messenger RNA, 3099 nt
Organism: Venustampulla echinocandica
Lineage: Eukaryota; Fungi; Ascomycota; Leotiomycetes; Helotiales; Pleuroascaceae
Product: WD40 repeat-like protein
Exons: 5
Coding region: 1-3099 (1032 amino acids)
Biological process (GO): positive regulation of TORC1 signaling
Cellular component (GO): cytoplasm
Molecular function (GO): protein binding
Source: RefSeq, a predicted model, not a curated record